Aphidius gifuensis is the source of this 2466-nucleotide messenger RNA. RefSeq lists its product as uncharacterized. Bases 1 to 2466 code for a protein of 821 amino acids. Gene Ontology annotation, molecular function: protein binding. The record is from RefSeq and is a predicted model, not a curated record. NCBI's taxonomy places the organism in Eukaryota, Metazoa, Arthropoda, Insecta, Hymenoptera, Braconidae. The transcript has 4 exons.
AUGGCCAAGGAAUGGGCCAAGCCUGGCAAAAUGUUUCCAAGUCUUGGUCGAUGCUUGCACCAGGCUUGGGGAUUGACACCAACCCGAUAUUCAUCAUUCGUGGCUUCUAAAACAACUCAUUGUAAUACGACGCCUGGUACAGCACUCGAUAUAUAUUGUAAGUCAAGCAACUGGACAAAUUUCAAUGAAGAAGAUUCAAUUAUAAAAAGGUAUCCAAAUAAACUUCAAAUAAUAAAUAAAAAAGCUAACGCUUUUCUAUUCGAUGCAUUUGAUAAUAUAUCAUCUUCAUCGAUUGAAACGCUGCAACUAGAUUUGGCUGAUGGACGAUCGUAUAUUGAUUCGAGUUGUUUUUUAAAAUUACAAAACCUGAAAAGAUUAGAAAUUAAUUCAGCUUCAGUCUUACUUAAUCCUUAUAGUUUUUAUGGACUUAAAAAUUUAACAUAUCUCAAAAUAAAAUUGGACAAUGAAACAGCACGACAUAUGGAUAAAAUAUUAUAUCAACAAUUAAAUUUAAAUAAAUUGGAACUUUUAAAUCACCAUGAUUCAGAUAUUUGUUAUUCAACGAGAAAAAAUACAACUAUUAAUCUAUUACAACUUCAAUAUACGGGUGGUUUUUUUAAAACAUUACCUCAUAACUCAUUUGUAUGUUUCGGAAAUCUGCAAAGUAUAACAAUCACUGAAAGUGAUCUGAUGUUUCUUGAACCCGGUGCAUUUAAUGGUUUAAAAAAAUUGGAAACCGUCUCACUAACAUCGAAUCAUAAACUCACUCAUAUAUCUUCAAAUGUAUUCAAUAUUGGAAGUUUAGAAAUAAUAAAUUUGAGUAACAAUUCAAUAAGUACAAUUGAUAAUGAAGCAUUGACAAUUGAAAAUAAUAAAUUAUUAUUAGUUAACUUGAGCUACAAUUCAUUGGAAAUCAUUGAAGAAGGAAUGUUUAGAAAAUUUAAAUGUCAUUUUAUUGAUUUAUCACAAAGUGGAAUAAUUGGUAUUGUUAAUGGUGCAUUUAAUACCUCACGUAUAAAUAUAAUUGAUCUUAUGAAAAAUCAAAUAUUAAGAUUCAAUUCAUUUAAAUGGGGAAUCAACUAUACUAUUACAUUGGCUUUACUCGAUAUUAUAAAAUUCGAUAUUGCAACGAGCUCGAGCUUCAAUGAUAGCCAAAUUUCAAGAGUAACAAAUAAAUUAAAUUCCAUCAUUAAAGAAUCAUCUCUGUGUUAUUUAACUGAAUAUGGUAUUUAUAAAAUUUGUAAAACAAGAAAUAAGAGCAUUCGUUUAGUCAAGGAUAUUUCUAAUUUUCUCUCAAUACCAAAACUCGAAAUACGGGACAAUGAGAUAUUAUCAAUUGACAAUUAUGCAUUUAAAAAUCUGACGAUUUUAACCUUGAAGAUAAGCUCUGCCGUAGAAAAAUUUACUAUUACCAAUAAUUCUUUUGCAGGAUUGCCGAAUCUUAAAGUUCUCGAAAUUGAUACCAAGCAAAUUUUUUUAAAAACACCUGUUUUUUAUCAUCUACAAUCAUUGAUAGCUCUCGAGAUACCAUUGAUUGAACCUCAAGAAUUUCAAUGUCGAUCAUUUUCAAAUCUUCAAAGUUUAGAAGAAUUGGUACUUGUGAAUUAUAAUACAGUUGACAUUUGCUAUGGUCUAUGUCGCACUAUCAACUUUGGUAUCAAAAGUCUGCAAUACAAAAAUAGUAUUUUUACAGAGUUACAAUGGAUGAAAUUAUCUUGCUUGAAAAAAUUAGUACAUCUUGCCAUAACCAAUGCAUGGAACGUUAGUGAAUCUAAUACCCAAACAGAUUGUUUUAACGAAGAACCAUUUACAAUUUGCAAAAAAUUUAAUACUUUAACAUCGGUGAACCUUAUCACAAAUCGAUAUGGCUAUAUAAAUUAUCGACUCGGUAUCAAGGUUAGUGCUGCUUUGGAAAGUCAGACACUUAAAUUAUCUGGACAAAUAUAUUCAAUUGGUAGAAAUGCAUUUCAAAAUUCAGAUAUUGUUACAAAUUUAAAAACACUUAUAUGUCAUCAAACAACUCACGUAUUUACAAUUUAUCCAGAAUCAUUUGAGGGCUUGACAGAAUUAGAAAACUUAGAAUUAAAUACUGGACCAAUUGUACUGAAAGCUCAUUUAUUUGAUAAAUUACCGUCUUUGAAAUACCUUAAAAUUGAAGUUGAAGAAACCUUACAACCUCUCAGUCAAGUAUUGAUAAAUUUGAAAAAUUUAAAAACAUUGGAAGUUGUUGGAAAUCAUACAAUUGGUAUUUGUCAAAAUAUAUAUUCGCAUAAAAUACCACAUUCAUUAACUGACAUUCGUUAUACAAAUGGUAACAUUACAAAUUUACAAGCAAAUUCAAUGAGGUGUAUGCCACAGCUUGAAAAACUUAUUAUAACAAAUACACAAUUAAUGACAAUCCAGGCUGAAAAGGUACCUUUGAUGGUCUUAAAUGCAUUGAUUUACAUUUGUCUGCCAAUGAAAUAA